AUGGCAGAAAAUUAUCUUCAAAAGACCAUGGAGAAAAUAAAAUCAUCUUCAUCUCCAUUUCAAAUUAUUUGUCGUGGUUAUUAUAAAAGUGAAGAUAAAAAUCCAUUGAAUCUGUUAUUUUUCUUGGAUCGUUCUCACUUAAAAUGGGUUCCGGUAAUUGUCUUUACUCAAGAUAAAGAAGGUUUAAUGUAUCAUUUACAAAAUCAAGCACCAUCCAUGAGUAUCCAGGACUGGAAAGAUCGAUUAUACAUAGUAAAUAAUUCGACAGACUUAAUUGCUAAAGUCAAAUCUAAUAUUAAAAAUAAACGUGGCAACAAUCCUCCAAUAAAAUAG
Molecule: messenger RNA, 333 nt
Organism: Rotaria sp. Silwood1
Lineage: Eukaryota; Metazoa; Rotifera; Eurotatoria; Philodinida; Philodinidae
Source: the annotation of a GenBank genome assembly